GGAGCAUCCUGGCAGCUCCGGGCCACGAGGAGGUAACUGGCCGGGCGGAGGAGGUGAGGGGUUGGCUCCGGUUUGGCCCGGGGGCCGUAGAGUGUGCGGCCGAACCCUCUGCGUGGCCUCCGUCGCCGCGUGCUGGGUGCGGGCCAGAAACCGCGUGGAGCGGAGGGCGCGGGAGAGACGCCGCGGCUGAGAGGAGGACGCCGGGAGCGUGGAUCCCGGAGUGGACGGUGGUGUGAGGAAGACGCGGGGGCGCGCGCGCGCGCGCGUGUGUGAGAGGAGAGACCCCGAGUGACUUUGCCACAGUAAACACAGGCGUACAGAAACCAUUUACCAUGGAAGCCAGGGAGCUUGGGAGUCCCACACCCACCUACCAUCUUCUCCCCAAGGCCAACCAGCACACUGUAAAAGAAGAUGCCAGCUCACCAUCUCAAGGGUCUCCAGAAACUAUGCAGCUGAAGAAGGAGAUCUCCUUGCUGAACGGGGUCAGCCUGGUGGUGGGCAACAUGAUUGGCUCAGGGAUCUUUGUCUCGCCCAAGGGUGUUCUAAAAUAUACUGCUUCCUAUGGGUUGUCACUUGUAGUGUGGGCCAUUGGUGGGCUCUUCUCUGUUGUGGGUGCCCUUUGUUAUGCAGAACUGGGGACCACUAUCACCAAGUCAGGGGCUAGUUAUGCUUAUAUUCUAGAGGCCUUCGGAGGCUUCAUUGCCUUUAUCCGCCUGUGGGUCUCACUUCUAAUUGUUGAGCCCACCAGUCAGGCCAUCAUCGCCAUCACCUUUGCCAACUACAUCAUCAAGCCCUCUUUCCCCACCUGUGAUCCUCCAUACCUGGCCUGCCGUCUCCUCGCUGCUGCCUGCAUAUGUCUGCUGACAUUUGUGAACUGUGCCUAUGUCAAGUGGGGCACACGAGUACAAGACACAUUCACGUAUGCCAAGGUCCUGGCACUCAUUGCUAUCAUUAUCAUGGGCCUUGUUAAACUGUGCCAGGGACACACUGAGCACUUUCAGGACGCCUUUAAAGGUUCCUCGUGGAAUGUGGGAGACCUCUCUCUUGCCCUGUACUCUGCCCUCUUCUCUUACUCAGGUUGGGACACCCUUAAUUUUGUAACAGAAGAAAUCAAAAACCCAGAAAGGAAUUUGCCCUUGGCCAUUGGAAUUUCUAUGCCAAUUGUGACACUCAUCUACAUCCUGACAAACGUGGCCUAUUACACAGUGCUGAACAUUCAGGAUGUCCAUAAGAGUGACGCUGUGGCUGUGACCUUUGCUGACCAGACAUUUGGCAUGUUCAGUUGGACCAUCCCCAUUGCUGUUGCUCUGUCCUGCUUUGGGGGCCUAAAUGCAUCUAUCUUUGCUUCAUCAAGGUUGUUUUUCGUGGGCUCUCGUGAGGGCCACCUCCCGAACCUCCUGUCCAUGAUCCACAUUGAGCGCUUUACACCUGUGCCUGCCUUGCUGUUCAAUUGCACCAUGACACUUAUCUACCUCGUCGUGAAGGAUGUUUUCCUGCUCAUCAACUACUUCAGCUUCAGCUACUGGUUCUUUGUGGGCUUGUCCGUUGUUGGGCAGCUCUACCUUCGUUGGAAAGAGCCUGACUGGCCUCGACCUCUCAAGUUGAGCCUCUUUUUUCCCAUCGUGUUCUGCAUAUGCUCCUUGUUUCUGGUGGCCGUACCCCUCUUCAGUGACACCAUCAAUUCCCUCAUCGGCAUUGGGAUUGCCCUCUCUGGGGUCCCUGUCUACUUCAUGGGUGUUUACCUGCCAGAGUCCCGGAGGCCACUCUUUAUUAGGAAUAUUCUGGCUACUGUCACCAGAGUAACCCAGAAGCUUUGCUUUUGCGUCUUGACUGAACUAGAUGUAGCUGAAGAGAAAAAUGUUGAGAGGAAAACUGACUAGAAGCCAGAGAUGACAUUCCCUGAAGCCCAUAAGGCUGUGACUACAGCCACCAAAGACCAGUUCCCUAAACCUUCUGAAUUAAAGGAGCCUCUUGGCCCACAUUCUCUAAGGGGGCUCAGGGCCAAUGCUCUCUCAUUGGUAAGCUAUGGGAAGAUACUGAUCAGGCCAGCCUGAAGAUGGGGGACUUUAAUGGGGGGGAGAUUGGGGGUUGAUUUAGUUUUACUUCUGAUGAGUAGAUGCAGCCCUGAAGGAAUAUUAGAUUGACAGUGCUGGCUUUUGAUUCACAGCUAUUCAUAGUUUAAAUCAGGAGUCUACAGUGGGGCUCCUUCAUGGGAAGUUUUCCUCUGACCAAGUCUGACUUGAUUUUUAGAGGUCUGAAAUGCUACCAUUUCUUCCUGUGGCUCAAAAUUCUUCCUUGAGGAGAGCGUUGUAUUCCCUGUUUUUUUGCUGGGUAGGCGUUAUUUAACUGACUUGGGAUCAAUGUGUGCCUCAUUUCCUGAAUUCUACAAGAGGAACAGCACUCCCUCCCUGGAACGUCCUGCUCAAGCAAACAGUAAGCUUGAUGAGAAGACUGUUCGGGAUCUAGGCAUGAAAGUCCUCUAAUUUGUGGAUCCGAAUGUUGGGGUAUCUUUGGGAUCUCAUUGUGUAUAGACUAUCCAUCUCCUUGAGGAGGUGCUGCCUGUCUGACUUUGCUUCAAUCGUAUUAGCAGUAUGGUCAGGAUCCUUAGGCAAGGAGGUGAGUUUCUGGCUCAUAAAGGAAUUUGCCUGGGCAACUUGAUUGUGCCCUUCCUAGCUGAAUCCAUGGUGCUGUGGAGCCCUUGAAACAAGGGCUGAAAGAAAACCUCGCUACUCCAGCCAAGUGGAACAUCUACUACCUGGACAAGCCACAACUGUCACCAAAUUUCAACUCCUGUAUUUCAUUAUUUAUUGAUAUUUAAUCCAGGACACCAGUUGUAACAAACCAUUAGCGAUCAUUUGUCUACAGGAUGCAAUAAGUGAAUUGUGUUUGAAAAAAGUAUCUUAGCUGGCCUGGUGGCACGCAUCUGUAACCUGAACACCUGGCAUGGUGAUGCAUAAGGAGUUUGAAUUUGAGGCUAACUUAGGUUACAUAAUUUCCAGGUAGUUACUCUGGAAAGAUCAGCUAAGAUCUUAUCUCAUCAUAUACCUGUUAUACUUUAAUAUAUAGAUAAGUCACAUGUUAUUAUCAUUUGGCUCAGUUCCAGCAAGGACAGAUGAUCAACUUCAUGAGUCAGAAGUCUGGUAAUACUGCUAUUUUGAAGGACAAUCCUUUGUCUUAUUAAGACUGUAGAUCUUUGUUCUACUUGAUAUAAAAUAAAUCUUUGGAUUUUUGGUAUGAACUGCAAGAGACCUGGAAUGUUUUGCAUAAGGUCUUAUGCAAAAUUCAGGUAGAUAACCUGAUUUAUCAGUUGUCAUUGGACUCCUGGAUUCAAGUCAUCAAAUAAUUAUCUUUAAGAGCCUGUGUGAGAUUUGCUAUGUAUGGACUCACAAAAGCCCACUCUGCUGGAAGUGGUCAUUAACUUUCUGAAAGCACCAAGCUUUGUUUACACUCUGAACCAUCUUGGGUCAUGGGAUGGUAUACCUGCUUGCCUUCUCUUGCCCAAGGGCUGGUGAGAUUGAAGUCUCAGAAAAUGCUUGGUACUUGUGCAUCUACUGUUUUCUCCCUGUGAAGACUGAUGAAGACUAAAAGAAAACAGCUUCAACCUCAACCUGGCUCCUGGUAAAGGGGAGAAACAGCAAAUUCUGGUGAUCAAACUAGGCUACCAGUUAAAGCCAAAACAGGCUUGGAUCUUUGUGAGCAGUUUGUCUACACUAGAUUGUACAACUAUCUUGAUGCCCUUAGACACUGCCAUCUUAGACACAGAAGAACCUGCUCUGCUGUCUUGGCAUCCCUCAUGGACAUUUCUUCUUUAAGCUUUAGAGUUUGUGAACAAUACAGAUAGUAAAUAACUAUGUGGCAGUCUCCCAGUACCAAACUGGCCCUAGAUGCACAGGAAUUACCUUGGAUAUAUGCUUGCUCAAUAAAGACUUAGGGGAGUAUGAUCACAGUU
Messenger RNA from Arvicanthis niloticus (Nile rat), 3949 nucleotides. RefSeq names its product solute carrier family 7 member 6 (gene Slc7a6). The record is from RefSeq and is a predicted model, not a curated record. Gene Ontology annotation, cellular component: membrane. Gene Ontology annotation, molecular function: L-amino acid transmembrane transporter activity. Gene Ontology annotation, biological process: amino acid transmembrane transport. Lineage: Eukaryota; Metazoa; Chordata; Mammalia; Rodentia; Muridae.